Calidris pugnax (ruff) is the source of this 2297-nucleotide messenger RNA. It is a transcript of the gene CXCL12, whose product is annotated as chemokine (C-X-C motif) ligand 12. The transcript is spliced from 5 exons. Gene Ontology annotation, molecular function: CXCR chemokine receptor binding; chemokine activity. The coding region runs from base 97 to 492 and encodes 131 amino acids. The record is from RefSeq and is a predicted model, not a curated record. Gene Ontology annotation, biological process: chemokine-mediated signaling pathway; axon guidance; immune response. Lineage: Eukaryota; Metazoa; Chordata; Aves; Charadriiformes; Scolopacidae. Gene Ontology annotation, cellular component: external side of plasma membrane; extracellular region.
AUAGAGGGAGGGGAGGAGGGGACUCCGGCAGAGCAGCCAGAGCCGCCGGGACGAGCACUCCAGCGCUUGCCCCGCUCCCCACCAGUCGCCCCCAGUAUGGACCUCCGAGCCCUGGCUCUGCUCGCCUUCGCCUUGGCCAUCGUCUCCCUCUCGGAGGAGAAACCUGUCAGCCUGACCUACCGAUGCCCCUGUCGAUUCUACGAGAGCAACGUGGCAAGAGCCAACAUUAAGCACCUCAAAAUCCUCUCCACCCCCAACUGCUCGCUUCAGAUUGUUGCAAGGCUCAAGAGCAACAGCAAGCAAGUGUGCAUCGAUCCCAAGUUAAAGUGGAUCCAGGAAUAUCUGGAGAAAGCUUUAAACAAACCACGUCAUCGCACUCAUAAAAAAAAGCAACAGAAGAAACGGGGCCCACUCUGCCCUUCCCGUGCAACACCACUAAAGUCUCCAGGGAGAAAGAAUGGAGGUUCAAGAUGUAAGAGGCAAGCAUUGUAAGCCGUCUACAGGAGUUCUUACUGUAGGACCCAGAGAGCAGAUAACCAGUAGUAGGGAAGGAAUACAUUUCACUGUUACCAUGCAGCACAAAAGCAACGCUUCAUGCAUUUCCAAAGGUGUUUUUUUUGGUGGGCUUGCUUUUUUUUUUUUUGCACAGAUAGAUUGGCUUGCUUUCACAGUGCUAUUUUUAUAUAGUAAGAUGUAACUAUUUGAGAAAAAUAUGUUUUUAUACAGGUUGGUUUAUUACCUAGCACUGAGGGCGGAUAUGAAUUUAAACUAACCUUAUGUUAUUAUAUAAUAUUUUAUUUCCUUUGCUAUGUAGAGGUCUGGCUUUAUUUAACUUUCUUUUGGUUCAUGCAAGUCUCCUGGAGUUUUAAACCUAGAAGGACAUGGACUGUACAGUGCAAUGAUGUUGUGUAGGUAGUGGAGGACCUCCUUGCCUCCAGAAGUCAUUGAGGCCAAGAACAUAGGAAGGCUAAAAGGCAUCAGACAUGACAAAAGUGAAGAGUGUUGCCACGGGUGUCAUUUAUAGGUGUUUGGGGUGAGGGAUUAAACUCAGGGCCACGGGGCUAAAGCCCUUCUCUGAAGAUCAGAGACCUUGCUGACAGCUCUGAGCAGCUGUGUCAAUGCACAGCUGGUAUUGCAAGGUGCUGGUCCUUGGUUUGGAGUCGUUGUGUGUGUUUAGGAGCCACAACACUGAUCUGAUGUCACCUGGCAUUUCCUAUGUUCCUGCGUUUCUGAUGACGGAUUUUUAGCACAAAAAGCAAUGGGUUGUUAAAGGUCUAACCAGGUGAUGGUGUUGCAAGUUGCUGGAGGAGUCAGAUACGCUGCCACGCACCGGGUGUCUCUUCCCACCCUUCCACAGGAGGUGGCUUCAGCUCCCCUGGCUCUCUUUGCACUGAAGUAGGUGGAGAUGCAUUCACGGGACCCUUCACCAACGAUGCCGUAGCCUCAUCUACUGAACAGUUACACCUACCUGAGGGCAGUAACAACUUUGAUGGCUCUGGAGCUACCUAGAAGAGGAUGUCUGGCCAUAUCUUUGGAGAAAAGAAAUGCCUGGGGCAAGAAAAGGUCUGCCCAGUUUGUGGAAGGAGUGGUGUUUCUGGGGUGUGGAAGUGAAGGCCAACACUCAUUGUUCACCAGCGGCCACGUCCCUGUUUGCUGGUGAACAGGAAAGCCUCUGGAAUUUCCUUCCACCUGGAGAGGGGUGCCACUUCUUGCACCAAUCCCCUCUCUCAGCCAGAAAUUUUUUUCUCCCGAUUCCCACCAGUAGAUGCAGUAUCUUCGCUAUGAAGUGUAUGGAAAGACACUGAGAUAAUCACAUUAAGCUGGGGUGCAGGGGGGAAGCACGUUUGUGCAGCACAACGCUUGUGUUUGUAUGUAUCUGUGUGUCUAUUGUUAACAAAAAUAUGUCGUAAGAUUGUAUUUUGGUUUUUUGAGCGGGUUGCUUCAAAAAGCAUCUGCCCUCUUCCCUGCAGCCUGUGUCGGGGACAUCCAGAGGGGUGUUUCACUGAGCACUCCUUUUUGUGGCCGGCAUCCUUUAGUGCCAAAGAGGCGCUUUGACUAGCCAGGGAUUACCAUAUUUCUGUGUGGAUUCAGGUAAAAAACCUUAUAAGUAUUUUCCUCUCUGCAAAACAAUGUUAUUACAGAGAGUGCUUCAGCUGGGACCACAUCACCUCAUCUGCUUUAAAGUGGAAACCAACUGCUGUGCCUAAAAUGUAUGUGUGUCUGUGAUUUUGACAUUCCUUCUGUUGUUGUUGUUACCAACCUGGUGCUUUAAAUAUAUUGUGUCUCCAUUUUUGAAA